Lichtheimia ornata is the source of this 1797-nucleotide messenger RNA. RefSeq lists its product as uncharacterized. Gene Ontology annotation, biological process: nuclear-transcribed mRNA poly(A) tail shortening; regulation of DNA-templated transcription. The transcript is spliced from 13 exons. NCBI's taxonomy places the organism in Eukaryota, Fungi, Mucoromycota, Mucoromycetes, Mucorales, Lichtheimiaceae. The record is from RefSeq and is a predicted model, not a curated record. Gene Ontology annotation, cellular component: P-body; nucleus; CCR4-NOT core complex. Bases 1 to 1797 code for a protein of 598 amino acids.
AUGUCCAUGAAAAAGCUACAGACCGAGAUUGACCGAGUGUUGAAGAAAGUGAGCGAAGGUGUCGAGAUCUUUGAGACCAUCUUUGACAAGAUACAUUCGACAAACAACAUGAACCAGAAAGAGAAAUACGAGCAGGACUUGAAAAAGGAGAUUAAGAAGCUGCAGCGACUACGUGAUCAGAUCAAGACGUGGCUAUCGUCGAAUGAAAUCAAGGACAAGAGUGCGUUGUUGGAGAAUCGCAAGCUUAUCGAGUUGCAAAUGGAGCGGUUCAAGACCAUAGAGAAGGAAAUGAAGACCAAGGCGUAUUCCAAAGAGGGUCUCAUGCUUAAAGAGAAGAUGGAUCCAAAGGAGAAGGAGAAGAUGGAUGUUUGCGAAUGGAUCACCACCACCAAGACCGAGAUAGAACGACAAAUGGAAGCAGCAGAGGCAGAGAUUGAGACAUUACAAGGCACAUCCAAACGCGGCAAGAAAGAUCACAGUCGACAGGAGCGUAUCAGUGAGCUUGAACACCAUUUCGAACGCAACAAGUAUCAUCUCGGCCGGUUAGAACUCAUCCUCCGAUUACUGGAAAACGAUCAUUUGCAAGUGGACAAGGUUGCUGCUAUCAAAGAUGAUGUACAAUACUAUGUUGAAAGCAAUCAGGAUCCUGAUUUUGAGGAAGACGAGUAUAUGUAUGACGAUUUAAAUCUGGAAGACGACGAGGUGCUAUACAAUAUUGCAACAGAUGAAUACUUUGCACAUAACGAGAGCAAACCAGAACCUAAGGAAGAAGAUGACAAGCCGCACUCCAAACGAGCCGCACGAGAAAAGGAACGACAGGAGAGGGUGAAGGAAAAGGAACGAGAAAAGGAGAGAGAGAAGGAAAAAGAGGAAGAGGCUACACCACAAAAGAUCUUGAGUCCCAAGUCAAAAGAUCCACUUACACCUUCAUUGGAAGAGCCCAAAUCAAAAUCCAAUGGCACGAGCCCUCUAAGGACACCCAGCUCAACCAAAUCGACACCAGAAGUAAUAGCACCCACAACAACAGGGCUCAAGUAUGCACAAGCAGCGGCAGCAGGUGUUUCUACAUCAAGUUCCCAUGAUAGUCUAUCAAAGAAGCAAGAUAAGAUACCAGGUGCAAACGACAAACCGGUGGAGAAUGCAUGGACAAAGCCCCCAGAGAUCAUUGAUCAAGCCAAGGAAGAUAAACAACGACAACAACAUGUGAUACAGCAACCUGGUGCUGCAUUGUUAUCCUCACAGUAUCCAGCCAAGUCACCUGACGCCUCCAGUGUACCACCGGAUAUGAGUGAAGCACGUUUACCAUCAUCACUAGCGGAUCUUGCACCAGCAUUUGAAGCUGUCAAAGCUAAAGGUAUAGGCAAGGCUGAUAUGAUGUAUACACACCAAAUGCUGGAUACAAGUUUACAGCAUGUACCUGAUCUCAUUGACUCUGAACGGCCAAAGACAUACCAACCUGCCAAUCCUUAUCCCACGCCCAACUAUUAUCCACAACAACCAUUGGCCGUCUUUGAUAAUCCUGUGUUAUUCGAUAAAUUCGAUAUGGAUGCGUUGUUUUUCAUCUUUUAUUACCAGCAAGGAACCUAUCAGCAAUACCUUGCUGCAAGGGAAUUGAAAAAGCAAUCAUGGCGAUUCCAUAAAAAGUAUUUGACCUGGUUCCAACGUCAUGAAGAGCCCAAAGUGAUUACCGAUGACUAUGAGCAAGGCACCUAUAUUUAUUUUGAUUACGAGGGUUCAUGGUGCCAACGAAAAAAGACUGAUUUCCGGUUCGAAUACCGAUACCUGGAAGAGGCAUAA